AUGUCACAAGACAAUAAGCCGGAGUCCGAUGAUGGAUCUUCGAAAUUGCUCAAAGUUCCUAAGCCAGACUUGGGUAGUAGUACCAUCAACAACAAUAUUGACUCCAAAAAUGGUUCCCAAGGCGGCGAAGAGGAUUUGGGGCAAUACGAUCUUCGAUCCUUUACUCCGAUUACAAGGCAAAAGAUAGAAAAUGUAAGCUCUAGCAAAACUUUACUGUCAUACACUUUUCUUGAAACGAGUAGAGAGAAGCAUUAUAAUUUAGAUUACCCUAAUGACACUGAACGUCUUGAAUCGUUACAAUUGGAUCCAACCUCGAGAUUUUAUGCCAGACGUCGUAAAAGAACCAUUGAUCUAAAAAAGUUACUCCCUUAUAAAAUAGAAGGACCUACCGAAUAUGCUAGGUUUUUAAGUCAUAUAGUGACUCAUUUAUAUAUUGCAGUGAAAUCUUUGGAUCUUCAAGGUGCUCUUAGUAUUAGUGCUAAAGAUUUAGCUGCAAUACGAGAUCUGGCAGGUAUAUCUGACGUGGACUUAGCACUAGAAACAAAUUUGUUUGAGUUAUCCGAAUCCAAUCAACUUCAAAGAGAAGAUUCCUUUGAUAUGGAAUCAGAGGGAUACUUUAUUGCUAAUGACGUUGAUGAAAGUGGAUCAGAUAAUGAUUAUGAAAAUGACGAUGAAGGUGAAGAAGAAUCCGUUGAACAGGAUGACGAUAUGGAUUCCGGUGGAACUUUUGAAGACCAUUCAGCUGGUCAGAUUAGAAAAUCUCCCAAAUCAGCAGCAACUGUUAGUGUGAAGAUUUGGACUCAAGAGUUAAUGACCUGGUUAAAAGUGAAAUAUGAUAUGCCAUUGUCGUUAAGAAUUGCAUUAAUUAAGGUAUAUUAUGCCAUAUGUACAAGCAGAGGUCAGAAAUUGAGUUUGAAAAUUUAUGCCAAUGCUUUCCGUGAGUUAUCUAAAGAUACAAAACUUAUCAAAAGCCAAGGUCUUAUUUUACCUUGGAAGCCAAUAUACCAUAUUUUACAUCAAAUGUUGCAUCCAGUUGAAAAACCAAGCGAAUCAUUAGAUAGCCAUCUGGUUAUGAAAAUUUUAGAGCGUGCUUCAAUUUUCUUUCCAUCGGAGGAAUUACCAGAGAUUUAUUCUACCAUUGCAUCAUAUUUUUCCCCUAGACAAGCAAAAUGGGUUUCAAUUGUAUUAAGAUUGUUGCCUUUGAAGUUUGAUGAAGGUGGAAGAGAGUCUAUUAAUGACAUUAGACAUUAUAUACCUUCAAUUUUUAAUAUGUGGGUUCAAUUUGAUGACAGCUCCAAUUUCAGCGGAUUUUUAGCUACGGUAGCAGAUGCUGCAUUGAAUGAGCUUAAUGAUAAUCCCAAAUCGGUUUCAUACUUGAAAUUGGGCGAAUAUGGACUUUUCACAGAAACAGAAAUGAGAUAUAUGUUUACAUAUUUGUUGAAUGGAUUACUGAUCAAUAAAUCAAAAUAUGGUUCUCAAGUAAUUAAUCAUGUUCUGAGUGUUGUGGGUGCAAUUGUACUUUCCAUCACUUCAAAUAACUCGAACUCGAAUAAUGAAAUGAGUCCUAUUAUUAGCUUCAUCCAAUCACUUUUGAAUUCAAUUGAAACUUUUGUUCAUCCUACGAAUAGUGGUUCAUGGUCUGUUCAUAUUGCAGAAAUGAUUUCUAAUUUGGUACAUUGGGUACACAAAAGAUAUAACAGAGAAAGGGAAGUUGAUGGGAAAUGUUAUGAUAUUCCAAAUGAAUAUAAACUUGAUGAUAAAACAAUAAACCAAUUCAUUGAAAUUGUACUUCCAAUUGUUAGAAUUGGAUUACAUUCCAAACACGACCAAGCAACCCGUCUUUAUAUUCCUUGUCUUGAUUCCCUUGCUCAUAUGAAUUCUGAAUUGGUUUUAGAGAAUGUUUUAUUGGAUAUUUACGAUUCCUUAGACUCAGUCAUCUCCAAUCAUCGUAUAUUCCUUGCCUUGAGAAUUAUUUCAAUGCUAGCAAGAUACUUUGCUACCACACCAAUCUAUCGGGUACAUUUAACCAGAAUAAUGCUGAUGGUCGUCCCAGGGAUCGAUUCUAAUGAUCUAACGAAAACUGGACAUACUGUUGAUCUUCUUACAACGAUUGCAGCUUUCGUUCCGAUUUACGAUUUAACUAACGGUACCGGUGAUAUAAACGUGGCCAUGAUGUACACUGAAAUGCAUUUGGAGUCAUUAAGAACAAACUUAUAUUUGAAGGCUUCUUCUAAACCUAUUGUGAAGUUUGAAACCACUGAGGAAAGUGAAUUAGAAGCUUUGAAAAACUCUACGGUGGCAUUUCCUACUAUUAUGGAAAGGGUUUUAGAAAGAUAUUUCAUAUUGCUUCAAAAUCUUCCUGAUAUGACGCACGCAACAGAAGUUGAUGUUCAACUUGUUGAUGCAUUGCCUCGAUUAUUCUCCCUUGUUACAGAAGCAUCAUCCGAUGAAAUCUUUAGGGCAAUGAGAUCCCAGAUAUUCAAAUUUGUGUUUGAGAAUACCAUUCACAGUGUGGAUUCGUCCGUAGCAUCGUUAUGUGGGGAAGUUAUUCGAAGAGAGCCUCUGUAUUUUAAAACAAUCUGCCCUCAAUUUUUGGAUAAAAUCCGUGAAGCAUUGGCCGAUGUUUCAGGGGAUGCCCAUAAUGUACUUGAAGUUUCACCUAGGGACCAACCAUUUGUUUGGUAUAUGUCAAUUUUCAUUGAUAUGACUGCAGAAGCAAAUGGUCAUAUUCUUGAUUGCGGGAAAGAAUUGACAGAUCUUUCAUUGGAAGUAAUGCUGAACAUCAGAGGUUAUGGAACUUCCUUUUACGCAGCGCAUUUGACUGCUGGAGUUCUUAGAGCUCUUACCCAAAUUAAAAUCAAAGAAGCUAGAUUAAUUUCCCCAGCAUUUACUGCCCGGGAAAACGUUUCUGCGCUGUGUUGGGGUGGCUUUCUGCUUGAUGAGUACAGAUUUUCAAAAGAAAACUUGAGUUUCGAUUGGUUUGUGCCCGAACAGAAGCAUAUUACCUUUGCAAUUGAUUUCUUUAGUAGUCAUGUGAAAGCUGCUUUGGAGUUUUUCACCAAAACUAUUAGCUCUUACGAUGCUUCAGUAAACUCAGUCAAGAAACAGCAAAUUGUUAAUCAUAUUCGUGGCCAUUUGUUUUACUUAGGAUUUUCCAUCUCUGGAAUGUCAAGCUUAUUUGAUCCUUCAUUUGAAGAAAACAUUCCAAGCUUAACUGCACAUGAAAGCCAAACUUUGAAAAGUAGGCUUGUGCUUCUACAGGAAAUUAGAAACAUGGAAGGCCAACUGAGUUUUGAAGAUUUGCAAAUUGAAGAUUUACAAGCUAAUUUCAAACAAAUUGUAUCUAAUUUGGAAAAUGUUGAACUUGAUCAAGCAAAUAACUUAUCUCCGUCGAACUCUUAUGAUGUGAAGAUGAGCUCAACUGAGGAAAUUAGUGAUAAGUCAUCAUCAUCUACUGAAAUCUUGAAAGAAGGUAACGAGACAGCUCAUGCCUUUUCUCCUACUCCACAACUAUCUUUAGAUCUUGGUGAUCAAGAUUUGAAUUCAACAUCAUCUGUAGAUGGCUCUCGUAGUGAGACACCAUCUAAAGUUGAAGAAGAUGAAUUCAAUAUAAAUCCUGGUAUGACAUUUAGACAACGGAAACUCUACUCCAGCAAUUAUUUCUUUGGUGAUGAUUUGGAAACAAGAAGAGCCAAUCCUCAGUAUAUCCGGUUGCAUAAAAUUAGGCAUUUGAUUGGUAGAAGUUUGCAUCUUAUUAAUAAGUUUCUUACGGCAAAUUUCAUGGACAAUGAUAAGUUGAUGUGCAUUUUCCUACUUAUACUUCGAGUUUGGUUCAUCGACGUUGGUAGUAGUAGAGUCUUUCACGCAUCUGAUUCAAAAACAAAAUUUACUCAUAUGAAGUAUCUUUUGAAUUUGGAUGAUAUAAGGAAACCAUUUACAAGACUUGGCUUUGCAAGAAGAUUGGAAGCGUAUCAACAGCUUAGAGUUUCUCUCCAUGCGACUUCCAGAACUCAAACCAAGUUGGAUAGAAUUCUUUUGGAAGAUAUUUUGAAAUUGAGUACUUCCACAUAUGAUACCGUUAGUGGAAGUGCCAUCAACGCUAUUCUGGAUAUCAUGAAACGUACAAGUGGUUCUUACAGUCUUAUUGUAAGGUCAAUGUUCAAAUUCUUUUCCAAGGCAAUUGAGGAUAAAGAUAGCAAAAAGAUAAGCAGUAUUCUUCGAGUAUUUAAGAUGAAGAGAUUAAAUGUUAGGAUUCAAAAUGAUUGUUUCAAUGUUGAAAAAUUUGUGACAUUAUUACAUAAGUCCCUAAGUGUUGAUGACAUUGAAGUCGAUGAUUUGGUGGAUACUUUAUUGCGUGGAGUCGAAGAGAAUGUCACACCACCAAGUGAAGUUUGUAUUAUAGAUGAAAAUGCAGUUGAUGCUAUUAGACCUUCUGACUCCAAAAUUGAUUUAGAGAUUAAAGCUGUUACAAUAGCAAAGGAGAAGAAGAGAAAGUUGUUUGUCUCAAAGUUAAUCCAGUUUCAGGAGAAAUUGGUGUCUUUGGCAAAAUCUUAUAAGCACUGGAGGAUUUUAAACUCAUGUUUGUCUUCAGUGGCUAUGUUGCAACAAUCCAGUGAAAUUCCUUUAAAUUCUUCAGUUAUUGAGCUCUUUGCUGAAUCGUCCUUCUCUGAGUAUGCAUUUAUUUCUCUGGUAAGCUUGAAGGGAAUUAGCAAUGCAGUUUUGCGUAUACAAGUCAAGGAAAGGUACGGUAAAGACAUUAGAAAUUAUAUGGAUUUUGAUUCUUUACGUCGUGAUUUCUCCAUAGUAAACACGGAGAUGGUUGAUGGGAAACUGUACUCGGAGAAAUUUAGAGAUGAGCUCAAUAAUGAAACUCCAAACUACUUUAUCGAUGCCGAAGGAGGUAAAGGGUGGCUCUUUUGGGGUAAGUCAAUGACUGUGGGUCAUAAUGAAAGGUCUUUCCCUAGUACUAUUUCACUGGAAGAUAGAAUGACCAUGGAAGUUCUCAACAAGUUUAUUACAAAGAAGUGGUUAAUUUAUAUCAUUCAACUUGGAAUUGCUGACAACGAAAGUGCUUCGUCAUUCUUUUCUGAUGAUGUUGAUGCAAUUGGAUCGCUUAUUUUUUUGAUUUCCAACGACAUUAUAAAGUCUCUUACAUAUCAGGAGAUCCUUGAGUGCAUUGAUGAGUUGUAUGUCAAGGAUGAUAAUGCAUCCCAUAUCAAUUUGUUUCAAAUUAUUGCAGGGCUUUUACUUGCAGACUCAUUCACUAAACCGGAGUAUAUUUCAAUUCGUGAUGAUUUCCUCGUCAAGUUUUUAACCAAAGUUUUGGAGCAAGACUUAAAUCCUGGAAAUGCCAAUAUUUGGGGUUCCUUUUCUACAUGGCUUACGUUUCAAAUGGAUUGUCGGAGAAUCAAACGGGUUAUGGAUGUUUUUUUGAAAUUUAGAGUGGAUUCACAUACCAAUUAUCCUGUUAGGGAUACCAUUCGUUUGCGUUAUUUGACAGAGAUGUAUUUGUCUAAAAGUUUUUCUCAAAGCAACGAGUGUGAGGAACUAUUGCAAAUGUGCCUAGAGAAUAUCAGUGUUGACUAUUUGGACUUGAGAACUGGAAUUGGUAAUUUAAUGUGUGAUCUUGUUGUUGCUUAUCCGAGAGAUACGUAUGGCAAUGCUGAGAAGUAUAUUGAAUCGGUUAAUUCAAAUGACUUGAGUUUUUAUAAGAGUUCAGCACCCAAAGGACUUGUUGAUGUUACCAGGAAGGCAUUUGAUAAGGUAUUGGAAAUGUAUCCAUCAGUCGAACAUCUCGCUCCACAAGAGAUUGUGAAAUCUCAAUUCUUUUAUGGGGCUCAGACAUUACUUGUGUGGAUUGAAGUCGCCAUGAGGUUUACUAGAUCUCCAAUUCGUGAUCUCUUAGUCUCCCAUGUGAUGCCAUUAUUGAAUCUUUUGAUUGGAAUGAAGGAAGUAUGUCAAAUUGGUAACCUUGAUCCUUUACGUGUUGUUAUUAAGUUGAGUAAAGUUCGGUUUAGCCCUCCAGAAUUGGAAUUGAUACUUCAAAUGGUAGAAAAGUAUUUCAAUGGAACUUUGAACAGUGUUCAAACAUUAAUUCUUGGAGAAUUCACCGUUGUGCUAAUUUUUAAGAAUUUAUUCUUAUUAACUGAUGAACAAAGAAAUCGUUUCUUUGAAAUGACAAACCAACGACUUUAUCAUGAUGUACCAAUCAUCAGAGAAGCAGCAGGUGCCAUAUUGUCAGGUAUUAUUCAUAUGUCACCUCCCAAACAAGGAGCACAAUUUAUUGCUAAAUGCACAAAGGAUUAUACCAAAAAGUUGGAUACCAUUAGAAAGAAAUAUAGGAAGCAAGGCUUUAAGAAUAUUCCAUCUCAAGAAAUGAAUCAACUUCAUGGAGUGACUUUGGGAUUAGGAGCUUUGAUCAAUGCGUAUCCAUAUGUUUCACCGCCUCCACAAUGGAUGCCCAAGGUCAUGAGUAUAUUGGCAACUAAAUGUGCUGGAUUGCCUGGGAUUGUUGGUAAAUCUGCGAAGAAUACCUUUUCAACUAUUCGUAAGACCAGACAAGAUACUUGGCAUAUUGAUAGUAAGGUAUUCACACCUGAACAGAUGGAAAGCAUGGAAGGGGUUUUAUGGACCAGUUACUAUGUUUAG
Molecule: messenger RNA, 6648 nt
Organism: Lizanozyma spartinae
Lineage: Eukaryota; Fungi; Ascomycota; Pichiomycetes; Serinales; Debaryomycetaceae
Gene: BLM3
Product: Blm3p
Exons: 1
Coding region: 1-6648 (2215 amino acids)
Biological process (GO): proteasomal ubiquitin-independent protein catabolic process
Cellular component (GO): nucleus; cytosol
Molecular function (GO): peptidase activator activity; proteasome binding
Source: RefSeq, a predicted model, not a curated record